AUGAAACUACUCACUGGCACACAACACCUAUUUUACAAAAAUAUUAGAAAGUCCCAAAUAAAUCCUAAACGAAGAAGACUAACCACAAUGAACAUAGCAAUGACUCAAUACACAAUAUGCGACAUCAACGGAGAAACCCCCACAAGCAACCAAAUCUGGCUAUUGAUCAGAGCCAGAGAAAUUCCAACAAGUGUUCCAGGUUUUCUAUGGAAAUGUGAAUUCUGGGACAAAAUCCCCCACUGUGAAAACAGAGGCAAAUGUGGCUUAUGUGACUCACCUGAAUCUAUGGAACAUAUCCUUCUCGACUGUGACAAUUCAUCCACGUCUCGCAUUAUCUGGAAAGCAGCGAGUGACCUAUGGUGCAAGAGAGAGCCAAACUGGCCAGAAAUUCGCUUUGGAAUGAUCCUAAGGUGUAACCUAGCGACCUUCAGUAACACGAAAGGAAAAACGAAAGUGGGCGCAACAAGACUGUUCAAAAUCCUAGUGACAGAAUCAGCACAUUUAAUAUGGAAAAUUAGAUGCCAAUGGACCAUCAAGUAUGGUGGAGAUAAAGAAAAAUAUCACUCUGAUACCGAAAUUAUAAACAGAUGGAUCCAUGCCAUUAACAUGAGACUAAAAUUCGACCAGCUGCUCACCGACUCAACGAGAUACGGGAAGAAAGCUAUCAAAAUAGACACAGUCCUACAGACUUGGAGCGGCCUCCUAAAGAACGAAGACAGCCUUCCAGAUAACUGGAUCCGACAAGUGUGCGCUAAGCAAACUCAGUAG
This is a messenger RNA of Suillus subalutaceus, 768 nucleotides long. RefSeq lists its product as uncharacterized. Lineage: Eukaryota; Fungi; Basidiomycota; Agaricomycetes; Boletales; Suillaceae. Bases 1 to 768 code for a protein of 255 amino acids. The record is from RefSeq and is a predicted model, not a curated record. The transcript has 2 exons.